Messenger RNA from Magallana angulata, 1719 nucleotides. Its product is annotated as elongation factor 1-alpha. Gene Ontology annotation, biological process: translational elongation; translation. Bases 114 to 1502 code for a protein of 462 amino acids. The transcript is spliced from 7 exons. The record is from RefSeq and is a predicted model, not a curated record. Lineage: Eukaryota; Metazoa; Mollusca; Bivalvia; Ostreida; Ostreidae. Gene Ontology annotation, molecular function: GTP binding; translation elongation factor activity; GTPase activity.
UCAUAUCGGGUAAUCCUUAACCGUGACGUUAUCAACACGUGACAAUCCUCUCUCUUUCCUUUUUGCUGUGGCGAACUCUGAGAUAUCUAGAGUAAUAAAAACAAGGAGCAACGAUGGGUAAGGAAAAGACUCACAUCAACAUUGUCGUCAUUGGUCAUGUCGACUCUGGAAAAUCAACUUCCACUGGCCAUCUCAUUUACAAAUGUGGUGGUAUUGACCAGAGAACCAUCCAAAAGUUCGAGAAGGAAGCUGCUGAGAUGGGAAAGGGUUCUUUCAAAUACGCCUGGGUGUUGGACAAACUGAAGGCAGAGCGUGAACGUGGUAUCACCAUUGACAUUGCUCUGUGGAAGUUCGAAACCACCAAGUACCAUGUCACCAUUAUUGAUGCUCCCGGCCACAGAGAUUUCAUCAAGAACAUGAUUACAGGAACUUCACAGGCUGACUGUGCUGUGUUGAUCAUUGCUGCUGGUACUGGUGAAUUUGAAGCUGGUAUCUCUGCUAACGGACAAACCCGUGAACACGCCUUGUUGGCUUUCACUUUGGGAGUAAAGCAGCUCAUCAUUGGUGUCAACAAAAUGGACAGCACUGAACCACCAUACAGUGAGGCUCGAUUCAACGAAAUCAAGGGUGAAGUAGAGAAGUACAUCAAGAAGAUUGGAUACAACCCCAAGGCUGUCCCCUUCGUCCCCAUCUCUGGAUGGCACGGAGAUAACAUGAUUGAGGCUUCCACAAAGAUGGAAUGGUUCAAGGGAUGGGCCAUUGAGAGGAAAGAGGGAAAUGCCAGCGGAAAGACCCUUUUGGAAGCUUUGGAUUCUAUCCUGCCACCAAAGAGACCAACUGACUUACCUCUUCGUCUUCCACUUCAGGAUGUCUACAAGAUUGGAGGUAUUGGAACAGUGCCAGUUGGUAGAGUGGAAACUGGUAUUAUCAAACCAGGUAUGGUUGUCACCUUUGCUCCACCCAACAUCACCACUGAGGUAAAAUCUGUGGAAAUGCACCACGAAUCUCUCCCAGAGGCUGUUCCUGGUGACAAUGUUGGCUUCAACAUCAAGAACGUGUCCGUAAAGGAAAUCCGUCGUGGAAACGUCUGUGGAGACAGCAAAAAUGAUCCACCAAAGGGCGCCAAGAACUUCCUUGCCCAGGUCAUCAUCUUGAACCACCCUGGUGAGAUCAAGAAUGGAUAUGCGCCUGUCCUUGAUUGCCACACUGCUCACAUUGCCUGCAAGUUUGUUGAAAUCAAAGAGAAAUGCGAUCGUCGUAGUGGAAAAGUCUUGGAAGAGGCACCAAAAUGCAUCAAGAACGGAGAUGCUGGUAUGGUCCUCAUGGUUCCCAGCAAGCCUAUGUGUGUUGAAGCUUUCUCUAAAUAUGCACCCCUGGGACGUUUUGCUGUCCGUGACAUGAGGCAGACCGUGGCUGUUGGUGUCAUCAAGGAGGUUGAGAAGGCUGAGCCAUCACAGGGCAAAGUCACCAAGGCUGCACAGAAAGCCGGUGGAAAGAAGUGAAAGUUACUGAACAUAGGAACUCUACAAUCCCAUCAGCUUCUAUCUUGUUUUGAUUUAAAGAGAAUAAAUGACAACGUGCCACUAUUUUAUUUUGUAAGACCACAGCAGGUCAUUUAUUGGACGAUUUGGAACAAUAUACAUCGCAAAGAAAUACGUCGGAAAGAACCGAUUGGAUGUAGUAACAACUCUAAUUAUGUCAAAUAAAAAUGGUCAUUUU